AUGAAACCUAUUGCCUCCUGGGAUUGUGAACAAGCUAAUGAUGUUCCCACUGGGGGUGUGUUCAACCUUGAGUUCUCCCCAGAAGGAUCUCUAUUGGUAGCAGCUUGUGAAAAAAAAUCCAUCCAAAUUUUUGAUCCACUAACACAUCAAAGAAUACAUUCUGUAAAUGGAGCUCAUUCAGAUUGUGUGAACUGUGUAAAGUUCUUGGACGGAAGAAUGUUUGCAACUUGUUCGGACGACGCCACCAUAGCGCUUUGGGACAUUAGAAAUCUGAAAAAGAAAAUAUGUUCUCUACUUGGGCACUCCAACUGGGUAAAGAAUAUAGAGUUCUCAGUCAAAGACAAACUGCUUGUUACGUCUGGACUAGAUGGAAGCAUAUACACAUGGGAUAUAAAUUCUUACACAGAGUAUAAUGUGGUUCAUCACAGAGUGUUCCAUGCUUCAGGCCUUAUGCGAUGUCGGCUGUCGCCCGAUGCAGGGCAAAUGGUAAUGUGCACCACCGGCGGCCUCCUUGUCUUAAUACACAAUUUGAAUCUGGCAACACUGGCAAGAGAUUUACACGGAUUCAAGCCGAACCUGUACAGGCUGAUGCAGAUGAGCCAACAGCUGAUCCCAAUCGCGGCGAUGUACGACCACCUGUUCAACGGCGAUCGGCGCGAGAACCGCGUCGAAUUUGUUUCGGACUUCCCCGAGGGCAACGACGCCAAGGUCAUCAGCGCUUUGCAGAUUCACCCUCAGGGUUGGAGCGCUUUAAGUAGGAACAUCAGCCAUGAUGAUCGCUCAGAGUGGUCGUGCAUCCACGACAUCCAGCCGUGCGAGUUCGCGCCGGACAAGGGGACGCGCGACGACCCCCCCGCCCCCCGCCGUGCCCCUCCCCGCCGCGGCCUUCGCCUCGCGCGGCUGCUGCCAUUCCGCACGGUGCGCUCGCACGCCGCCCGCGCCCACAGAACAGAGGCAACUAGUCAGAGGGAGUCUGAGAGUGAGGAGGCAGAGGCAGAAGCCGGUGGAAGCGAGCAGCCACCAGCAAUCGUCCAGCCCAUUCCCGCAGCCUCAUCUAGACUUGGACCGGGUCUGCCUAAUAUACAAAAUGACGUUUGGGAGGCUUCUAUCACCAUUAAACAGCACAGGAUGGUCCAAGACAUGUACAUAAGAGGGCAGGUGGGCCGCAACUUCAACAUGCAGCGCAUUAUGGGCAUCAACACGGGCAUCACGCCGCCCGCCUCCGCUUCCGCUCCCGCCUCCUCUCCCUCACCCGCCUCCGCUUCAGCGACCGCCUCCUCUUCCAACUCCCCCUCCUGCCCCGCGCCCCGCACUCGCGCUGCCACCCGCGCCGCCUCGCUGCUGUCCACCGCCACCGACAGCAACAGCCCCUCGACUUCGGGGCAGACGCCUCGGCCGCGCCAGGCGCCGCUCACCUGCGACGAAGAGGCCGCCACGAGGCAUUACAUCCGCCAGAACAGGGAGCGCCUGCUGUACUACAUCGAGGAGACCAACGAGGGCAGAGGCUUCAUUAAGGAGCUGUGUUAUUCUGCGGAUGGCCGACUUGUUUGCUCGCCUUUCGGAAACGGCAUGCGUCUCCUGGCGCUGAACGAGAACUGCAGCGAGUUGUCGCACUGUGUUCAGGACUCCCGUGGCCCCGCGCCCAUGGUCGACGUUGGCCAAAGCCUCGGAAUACACCAGGACCUCGUAGUCAGCUCAAAAUUUAGCCCCCGCCACCACCUGCUCGUCACAGGCUGCCUCGAAGGGAAGAUAGUGUGGUACGAGCCUUAUAGCGGUGAAGGCCUGUAU
Messenger RNA from Iphiclides podalirius (scarce swallowtail), 1788 nucleotides. NCBI's taxonomy places the organism in Eukaryota, Metazoa, Arthropoda, Insecta, Lepidoptera, Papilionidae. The record is from the annotation of a GenBank genome assembly.